UGGACGCCUACCGGUAUUGCCAGCGCGGCAGUGGCGGCUCUCUCGGUUCCGUCCAGCGGGUUCUGUAAGGCGAGCUGAGGUGGAGAAAGGGCGCGGAACUGGAAGAGGGUGAGUCAGGCACUGGCUACGUGAUAAAGGGAGGCGGCACUGCGGCAUAGGGCUGAAUUAGGUAAAUGGACCCGUGCUGCAGUCUCUCCGGAGACACCGCGAUCUAGCGCCAGCGAGAAGAGGGCGAGGAGGAGCCAGAGCCCGGUCCUUGCACCCAUUCUCGCCCUCGUACCCCGCCGCCAUCUCCACCAUGCAGUCCCGGGAAGAAGCUCCGCGCUCUCGCCGCCUGGCCAGUCCCCGCGGCGGCAAGCGACCCAAGAGAAUCCACAAGCCCACGGUUUCAGCUUUUUUCACGGGCCCGGAGGAGCUGAAGGACACGGCUCAUUCUGCAGCCCUCCUGGCACAGCUGAAGUCCUUCUACGACGCGCGGCUGUUAUGUGAUGUGACCAUCGAGGUGGUGACGCCUGGUAGCGGCCCUGGCACCGGCCGCCUCUUCCCCUGCAACCGGAACGUGUUGGCUGCCGCAUGUCCCUACUUCAAGAGCAUGUUCACCGGUGGCAUGUACGAGAGCCACCAGGCGAAUGUGACCAUGCAUGAUGUGGAUGCCGAGUCCUUUGAGGUGCUGGUCGACUACUGCUACACCGGUCGAGUGUCCUUGAGUGAAGCCAACGUGGAGCGCCUUUACGCGGCCUCUGACAUGUUACAGCUCGAGUACGUACGGGAAGCCUGCGCCUCCUUCCUAGCCCGCCGCCUUGACCUGGCCAACUGCACCGCCAUCUUCAAGUUCGCCGACGCCUUUGGCCACCGCAAGCUGCGAUCGCAGGCCCAGUCCUUUAUAGCCCACAAUUUUAAGCAGCUCAGCCAGAUGGGCUCGAUUCGGGAAGAGACUCUGGCAGAUCUGACCCUCGCCCAGUUGCUGUCCAUCCUGCGCCUGGAUAGUCUCAACAUAGAGCUGGAGCAGACCGUGUGUCAUGUGGCGGUGCAGUGGUUGGAGGCGGCUCCCAAGGAGCGGGGCCCCAGCGCUGCGGAAGUGUUCAAGUGUGUCCGCUGGACGCACUUCACCGAUGAAAAUAAGGAUUACCUGGAAGGGCUGCUGACCAACACCAUCGUGAAGAAGUACUGUCUGGAACUUAUUGAAGGGGCCCUGCAGAUGCGCUAUGGUGACAAGUUGUGCAAGUCCCUGGUGCCGAAGCCAGAGACCAGCAGCGGCAGCGGCGGCACCAGCAGCACCUGCAGCACCAGCAGCGGCGGCGGCAGCAGCAGCAGUGCCUCUGUGGUGCCCACAGCAGAGAAUCCCCCCCAGCGGCUGGGCGUGUGUGCUAAGAAGAUGGUGAUCUUCUUUGGCCAUCCCAGAGAUCCCUUCCUGUGCUGUGACCCGUACACCGGCGAUAUUUACAAAGUGCCGUCACCUCUGACCUGCCUGGCUCACACGAGGACUGUCACCACCUUAGCUGUCUGUGUCUCCCCAGACCACGACAUCUACCUGGCCGCUCAGCCCAGGAAGGACCUGUGGGUGUACAAGCCAGCCCAGAACAGCUGGCAGCAGCUUGCCGACCGCCUGCUGUGUCGGGAGGGCAUGGACGUGGCCUACCUCAAUGGCUACAUCUACAUUUUGGGUGGGCGAGACCCGAUUACCGGCGUGAAACUGAAGGAGGUGGAAUGCUACAGUGUCCAGAGAAACCAGUGGGCACUGGUGGCCCCGCUACCCCAUUCCUUCAUAUCCUUCGAUCUGAUGGUAAUUCAGAACUAUCUUUAUGCCCUCAACAGUAAGCGCAUGUUCUGCUAUGAUCCGAGCCACAACAUGUGGCUCAAGUGUGUUUCUCUCAAGCGCAAUGACUUUCAGGAAGCCUGUGUCUUCAAUGAUGAGAUCUACUGCAUCUGCGACAUCCCAGUCAUGAAGGUCUACAAUCCAGUCAGAGGAGAAUGGAGGCAGAUUAAUAAUAUCCCGUUGGUGUCGGAGACCAACAACUACCGCAUUAUCAAUCACGGCCAAAAACUGUUGCUGAUCACCUCGCGCACCCCGCAGUGGAAGAAGAACCGGGUGACGGUGUAUGAGUAUGACACUAGGGGAGACCAGUGGAUUAACAUAGGUACCACCUUAGGCCUCUUCCAGUUUGAUUCUAACUUCUUUUGCCUCUCAGCUCGUGUUUAUCCUUCCUGCCUUGAACCUGGUCACAGUUUCCUCACUGAGGAAGAAGAUGUGCCGAGUGAAUCCAGCACCGAAUGGGAUUUAGGUGGAUUCAGUGAGCUGGACUCUGAGUCAGGAAGUUCAAGUUCUUUAUCUGAUGAUGAUUUGUGGGUUCAGGUAGCACCUCAGUGAAAUGCACAGGAUCAGCAGAAUUUGUUGUAGAUAGGUUGAAACACUAAGGUGUUUUUACUGCUUUGGAAAGUGUCUUAAAGAGAUACCCUUUCUCUUCGCUGGGGGGGAAGAGAAACAACAGGUUGAUAUAAUUUCAGGUUUGGUUUAGAAAGGGUAUUGUUUGAAAUACUAACAUAAUUUAAUGUUAGGGAAUUUAUACACUCAAAGAAAUCAACCUAUUUAAUAAUUUACUGUUCUAAAAGUCCAGUAUUGAUUUGAUUGUUGGGUAUGUUUCUGUUUGAUUACACUAAUUUAGUCUUCUGUUAUUAAAUCUUAUAUUCUGUUUUGUGCCACAA
Odobenus rosmarus divergens (Pacific walrus) is the source of this 2703-nucleotide messenger RNA. It is a transcript of the gene KBTBD6, whose product is annotated as kelch repeat and BTB (POZ) domain containing 6. The record is from RefSeq and is a predicted model, not a curated record. Bases 299 to 2368 code for a protein of 689 amino acids. The transcript has a single exon. NCBI's taxonomy places the organism in Eukaryota, Metazoa, Chordata, Mammalia, Carnivora, Odobenidae. Gene Ontology annotation, molecular function: protein binding.